Molecule: messenger RNA, 1047 nt
Organism: Diaporthe amygdali
Lineage: Eukaryota; Fungi; Ascomycota; Sordariomycetes; Diaporthales; Diaporthaceae
Product: short chain dehydrogenase reductase
Exons: 1
Coding region: 1-1047 (348 amino acids)
Molecular function (GO): oxidoreductase activity, acting on the CH-OH group of donors, NAD or NADP as acceptor
Source: RefSeq, a predicted model, not a curated record
AUGGCUGGUCAAACCAACGGCGCGCAAAAAGGAGUCGUCCUUGUCACUGGCGCAACCUCCUUUGUUGGGACACAUGUCAUUAAGCUCUUCCUCCAAAAUGGAUACCAUGUCCGGGGCCAGGCACGAAGCGAAAGUUCAGCGAAGAAGAUCUACAAGGCCUUCCCAGAUGCUGGCGACUCACUUACCACAGUGAUUGUGCCGGAUAUCACCGCUGCGAAUGCAUUUGACGAGGCUGUCAAGGAUGUUGCUGGAGUAAUACACACUGCUUCGCCAUUUGUCUUUGACGUCAAAGACAACGAAAAGGACCUUCUCGACCCUGCUGUCAAGGGCACCACUCGUGUUCUCGAAGCUGUUGCUGCCCACGCACCCCAGGUCAAGCGUGUGGUCAUCACUUCAUCAUUCGCCUCCAUUAUCGAUCCCACGCAGGGCUACCGGCCAGGUUACACCUACACCGAGAAGGACUGGAACCCGGUGACUUACGAAGAGGCCAAGGCCGGCCCAGGCCCAAUCGCGUACUGCGGAUCAAAGAAGUUUGCCGAGAAGGCAGCAUGGGACUUUGUCGAGGAGAAGAAGCCCAACUUCACCGUCUCAACCGUGUGCCCGCCCAUGGUCUACGGGCCCGUCGAGCACGACACGGACAUCAAAAACCUCAACACCAGCAUCGCGGACAUCUACCGCUUCAUGGACGGCAGUCAGAAGGAGCCAGGCGCGACCUCGUUCCCCGCGUUUGCCGACGUGCGCGACGUGGGCGAGGCGCACUUCCGAGCAUACGAGCGGGCCGAGCCGGGGCGGUAUUUUAUCACGAGCGGGAACUUUGAGAACAUCGACGUGUGCAGGGUGCUGAGGGAGACGCUGCCCGACCGCAAGGACAAGAUCCCCGACCCGCAGCUCACGGGCCGGGCCGAGUUCUACAAGCUGGACAACUCCAAGACGGGCAAGGAGCUGGGCAUGAGCUUCACGCCUCUGGACCAGUGUAUCCGGGACACUGCCCUGAGCUUGGUUGCGCUGGAGCAGGGAAAGACAUGGAGAGAGGUCUCCAAGGCGUAA